Messenger RNA from Striga hermonthica, 411 nucleotides. Lineage: Eukaryota; Viridiplantae; Streptophyta; Magnoliopsida; Lamiales; Orobanchaceae. The record is from the annotation of a GenBank genome assembly.
AUGAAGGAGAAAGCCAAAGGCCACGCGGAGGCCAUGAAGGAAAAAACCGGGGACGCGGCUGGGUUCGCACGGGCCCGGGCGGAGGAAAUUAACGAGAAGAGCAAGGAGACUCUGGGUCCGAUGGCCGACAAGGCCCAAGAGAUGCGGGACAAGGCGAUGGGCUCGGCCAAGGAGACGAAGGACCGAACCAUGGAGAGGGCCCACAAGGCGAAGGAAGGGGCCAAGGGGAUGGCGGAGAAGGUGGCGGACACGGCCAAGGGAACGGUGAGGAAGAUAAAAGAGACAGUGGUCGGGAAGACUGAGGAGGAGGAAUUAGAGGAUUACGUGGAAGACCACGUGGGCAAGGGGAAGGAUGUGGAUGAUGACGUGGUGGAUAAGAGACAACUGGAGAAGGAACGGAAAAAGUAUUAA